AUGGAUGCUGCAAGCGAGGAGAGUGCCAAGCCGGCGAAACGGCUGACGAGGAGCAUCAGCAGCAACCGGGUCGGGGCGCGGAGCCGGUCCGGCAGGAGGUGGUCGUCGUCCUCGGACGUGGAGAUAGAGACGGCGGCGGGAGGAAGCACCCCCACCGCGCUGCUCAGCCGGAGCUACUCUGCCGCCGCGGCGCCGGUCGUCGACGAGGGCGGCGGCGCGAAGCAGCAAGCGCGUGGCGAGGGGACGGAGCGCAGGCGGGAGGGGAAGCUGGGAGCGAGCGCGCGUCUUUCCCGGAAGAUCAAGGAGCAGCGGGCGCGGUUCUACAUCGUUCGCCGCUGCGUCUCCAUGCUCGUCUGCUGGCGCGACGCUGACGCCGCCGCCGACUACUAGCUCCGUCGGUCCAUCAGUCGUCGCCAUUAGGGAUUCCGCAUGCAUGCCGUAUAGUAAUCAUGCCGGCCGCCGGCCUCCAUUGUUCCCUUCCUUAAUAUUUUCUUCCUUUCUUGAUUUCCUUAAGUAGUUUAAAUUUACUCCUUGUUUGGGAUCUAUGAGACGAUUUUCGCCUACUUCGU
This is a messenger RNA of Phragmites australis (common reed), 569 nucleotides long. Its product is annotated as small polypeptide ROTUNDIFOLIA LIKE 3-like. Gene Ontology annotation, biological process: negative regulation of cell population proliferation. The transcript has a single exon. NCBI's taxonomy places the organism in Eukaryota, Viridiplantae, Streptophyta, Magnoliopsida, Poales, Poaceae. Bases 1 to 390 code for a protein of 129 amino acids. The record is from RefSeq and is a predicted model, not a curated record.